Messenger RNA from Lodderomyces theae, 1386 nucleotides. RefSeq lists its product as uncharacterized. The record is from RefSeq and is a predicted model, not a curated record. Gene Ontology annotation, biological process: cardiolipin acyl-chain remodeling. Gene Ontology annotation, cellular component: mitochondrial inner membrane. The transcript has a single exon. Lineage: Eukaryota; Fungi; Ascomycota; Pichiomycetes; Serinales; Debaryomycetaceae. Gene Ontology annotation, molecular function: A2-type glycerophospholipase activity. The coding region runs from base 1 to 1386 and encodes 461 amino acids.
AUGUCAACGUCACAGGAAAUGCUGGCUACUGCGAACCUGAUGCCACCAACUUCUGCAGUUUCUCCGUCCAACAAUACGUUGUCUACAUCCACAACAAUAACUUCAGAUUCUCAACCGAGGAAGGUGAAUGAAUUCAACGAUGGCCGGGAGAAACCUCACUACAGCUGGGGCCAAAGUUGGAAAGAUUGGCUCAAGCAAAGCUGGAGCUCUAACUAUGACGAUUUGAAAAUUGAAAGCAAGUUGUUGUCCCAGUUACCGUUCUAUCCUGAAAGCGAUGGUAAAAGAAGAGCAAGAAUUAUUAACACUGACAUUGGUAAUGGGCAGUACAUUCAUGAGUUCUACAUUGAAAAUAUCGAGAAGGAUGAGACACCUGAUAUAUGCAAAGAGUUUGUUCUUGUACAUGGUUACGCCGCAUCACUAGGCUUAUUCAUCGACAAUUUCGACCAAUUGAGCUCCAUACCGGGGACAAAGAUCCAUGCUGUUGACCUUCUUGGUUUUGGCUUAAGUUCGAGACCGAAAUUUCCCAACUUUCCAUCUGCAACUAAGCAAGAUGUAUACAAAGUUGAAGAUUGGUUCAUAGAUCCACUAGAAACCUGGAGGAAGAAGCGAGGUAUUCAAAAAUUUGUUUUGAUGGGUCAUUCUUUUGGCGGAUACUUGAGUUGUGCUUACGCUAUGAAAUACAACAAGGCAAUAACAAACCCAGUAACGGGUUCUCAAUCCAAUUUGAUUGAUAAACUAGUACUCAUUAGUCCAGUGGGGGUGGAAAGAAGCGUGCACUCCUUUCUAAACAAAGAGGCAAACCCACGAGUAUCUCUUGAGCAGGAGGUUUUGGCCGAUCAAGAAGAUAUAGUCGAGGGCAAACCCUUGGAGGAACCUCCAAAGACGCGUACCAGAAAGCUCUUUGAUUACAUGUGGGAGAAAAACUAUUCACCAUUUUCAAUAAUUAGAAAUUCUGGCCCGGUCAAAUCAAAACUUAUUUCAAGGUGGACAACGCAUAGAUUUGCUCAUGUAUACUAUCAAGAUCAACAAAGUUUUCAACACAUGCACGAUUAUAUUUAUAGAGUGUUCAAUGGGAAAGGGUCGGGAGAAUACGCGAUAACUCGAGUUUUGGCAGUCGGCGCAUUAGCCAAACUUCCAUUGAUAGACCGUUGUCCUAAGAGAUUCGUGGAGAUGAAGUUACCGACACUUUGGAUGUACGGGGAUAAAGAUUGGAUGAAUGAUGAGGCUGGUUUGGAAAUUACAAAAAAGAUCAACAGUUUGUCGUCCAAAGAGUAUUCCGAAAAGUUGGCGUCGUUCAAGAUUCUCAAAAAUGCAGGCCAUCAUCUUUACCUUGACAAUCCUCCCGAUUUCAGUAGAACCAUUUUCAAAUUUCUCAAUCUCAAAUAA